Molecule: messenger RNA, 1416 nt
Organism: Frankliniella occidentalis (western flower thrips)
Lineage: Eukaryota; Metazoa; Arthropoda; Insecta; Thysanoptera; Thripidae
Product: DNA (cytosine-5)-methyltransferase 3B
Exons: 5
Coding region: 370-1395 (341 amino acids)
Cellular component (GO): nucleus
Molecular function (GO): methyltransferase activity
Source: RefSeq, a predicted model, not a curated record
GCCUCGCGGCGGUGCGAAGAGAAUUGCGAGAGAAAUUAAUAUCUGAAAACUCGAGGUGGAGCGAGGGAGGUUAUGGCCGCUCGUAGCCUCGCACAGGGUGAUUUUGGGGUAUGGCCGCGCCCGUGGAACACCAAAGCGCUGUGAUUGGCUGCCGCUCGACUGCUCUGCGUACCUCAAGUGGUGACGCAAAGAGCUGCGUUGUAUGUGACUGUGUCAAGAUACGUCGUGCGCUCCCGUGUGACUAGUGUCGCUCGUUUAUGGUUCACGACCGACCAGCACGCUUGCAUCACACUCUGGCUUAUGAAAGUGGGUGACCGUUCAAGUGGUCAGGUGUCGCUGUCCCGCUGUUGUCUGCUGAGUUAAAGUGACAUGGGGAGGCGACGGGGCGUCCGGCGCUGUCUCACCAAGGCCCCAAAGGGCACAAGGUGGUAUGGUGCAAAAAAAAAGGGACGACAGCAAAAAGGGGUGACGCCUGAUUCCCCCAUACGUGAACAAGAAGAAGAUGGGUUCAGAGGAUUUGAAACUAGUGGCCCAAUGCAGGGAGACCGCCCAUUACUUAACUGCAUCUCUCUGUUUGACGGCAUCUCAGCAGCGUACGUUGCCUUGACAGCCCUUGGCAUAAGGGUGGGACAAUACUUCACUUCUGAAAUAUGCGAGCCGUGCAGACGUGUACAAGAACGGCAUGUACCCUUCGGCGUGCAAUUGGGCUGCAUUGAGCAACUUACAGAAGAUGUAUUGGACAGCAUACAAGUUCCAAUACACCUAUGUAUUGGAGGCUCCCCCUGUGCUUCCUUGUCCCGCGUUAAUCCUGCCCGGCAGGGCUUGCACUCUGGCACAGGAAAGUUAUUUUUUGACUUUAUAAGGGUGAAAAAUUAUCUGCUCCGAAGGGCAGAAAGGGAGGGUUACCCCUUUUACUGGUGUUUCGAAAAUACAAAGCACCUCGAUGCAGCAGUUCUCUCUGAAAUGAACCGCCACCUUAGGGAGUCGCCGGUCGCUGUGUGCAGCUCAGAAUUUUCGGCAAUGAAACGCCCACGGUAUUUCUGGGGCAAUCUUAAAAGUCUGUCUACCCCUAGAGUCCCAGGCAAGUGCUGCCUCGUUCUAGAUGAUUUCCUUGACCAUGGGAGAACAGCACUUGUCAAGACACUUGGCACUCUCACCACUAAUCAGGAAUCACAGAGAGGCCCUGGCGGACAGCUACCCGUUUCGGAGCGCGGUGUGCCUUCCUACCUCAGCAUUACGGAAAUUGAGCGCUUAUUUGGAUUUCCAGCUCAUUAUACUGAUACUGGCUUAACCAGCAACUCCACUCGCCGUGCGAUAUUGGGUAGAUCCUUCUGCGUACCAGUAGUAAAAGUUCUCUUGGAAGAGCUGCGAUUGGUGUUCCAGAUCAAUGAAUAAAUCGGCCUUUCGCUAAAUGUA